Molecule: messenger RNA, 1515 nt
Organism: Eutrema salsugineum
Lineage: Eukaryota; Viridiplantae; Streptophyta; Magnoliopsida; Brassicales; Brassicaceae
Product: protein STRICTOSIDINE SYNTHASE-LIKE 8
Exons: 3
Coding region: 61-1191 (376 amino acids)
Biological process (GO): biosynthetic process
Molecular function (GO): strictosidine synthase activity
Source: RefSeq, a predicted model, not a curated record
UCUCCCAACGAUAAACGAGCGAGAGAGAGAGAGAGAGGGGAAAAAAAAAACUAAAAAAACAUGCCGAUUAACCGGAGAGUUCUGACGCCGGUCGCCGCCGCUCCGGUUGUCUUAGCCGUCGUUUGCUUCUUCUUUUGGUCAUCAAUCAUCGCGCCGGACCGUCUAAAGGACACGAAACACGUCCUACAAGUGGCUAAGACCAUUCCUCUCCCCGGCGAUGGACCAGAGAGCUUAGAAUUCGAUUCACAAGGUGAAGGCCCGUACGUAGGCGUCACCGACGGUCGCAUCCUCAAAUGGCGCGGCGAAGAACUUGGUUGGGUCGAUUUCGCAUACAUGUCUCCUCACAGAGAUAACUGUUCGAGGCAUGAGGUUGUUCCUAGUUGUGGGAGACCGUUGGGACUUAGCUUCGAUAGGAAAACAGGAGAUUUGUACAUAUGUGAUGGUUACUUUGGGAUCAUGAAGGUCGGACCAGAGGGAGGCUUGGCCGAGUUAGUCGUUGAUGAAGUCGAAGGUCGCAAAGUUAUGUUUGCUAACCAAAUGGAUAUUGACGAAGAGGAAGAUGUCUUUUACUUCAAUGAUAGUAGCGAUAAAUACCAUUUCGGGGAAGUAUUCUACGUGUCUAUAUCCGGGGACAGAGUGGGAAGAGUGAUUAGAUACGAUAUGACGAAGAAAGAGGGUAAAGUUAUAAUGGACAAACUCCAUUUACCAAAUGGUUUAUCUCUAAGCAAAAACGGAUCGUUUGUAAUCACCUGCGAAGGUGGUACAGGGAUUCUCCAUAGAAUAUGGGUAAAAGGACCUAAAACCGGGACCAGCGAAAUCUUCGCAAGGGUCCCGGGUCUACCGGACAAUAUCCGGCGUACACCUACGGGUGAUUUCUGGGUCGCCUUGCACUGCAAAGACAAUUUGUUUACUCGUUUAUUUCUUAGUCACUCUUGGAUCGGAAAGUCUUUCAUGAAGACGUUGAAGAUGGAGACUGUGAUUCAUCUUAUGAACGGAGGGAAACCUCAUGGAAUCAUCUUGAAACUCUCUGGAGAGACAGGAGAGAUUCUUGAGACACUUGAGGAUAGCGAAGGGACAACAAUGAAAUAUGUUAGUGAAGCUUAUGAAAGAGAAGAUGGAAAGUUAUGGUUAGGCUCUGUGUAUUGGCCUGCCGUUUGGGUUCUUGAUACGUCGGUUUUUGAUGGCAAAUGAGUAUCCCAACGCCAAUAAGAGUAACAUCUUAAUUAGUGGCGUUAUUUGUUUGCUAGCACAAAUGCAUCAUGUUUAUGCAUCUUUUUUUUUUUGAGUGAAUGAAAUAAAAACACGGAUUCUACAAAGUUUUUAUUUCAAUUUAAUUAGUUGAAUCUAGUUUUGAGUAAUUACAAAUUGUCGGUGGGGUUAAACUGUAAAGUGUGUCGUGUCUCGCAUGACUAGAUUUGGAGUUUGGCGAGUUUCUGACAGAUUAUUGAAAACUCCAACGAUCAGAAAACAAGAUUCCCAACAAUUGAUGUUGUCGUGAUAGCAUUGGCUUGGUGG